This is a messenger RNA of Neurospora tetraspora, 2305 nucleotides long. RefSeq names its product Prenylcysteine lyase-domain-containing protein. Lineage: Eukaryota; Fungi; Ascomycota; Sordariomycetes; Sordariales; Sordariaceae. The transcript is spliced from 3 exons. Gene Ontology annotation, molecular function: prenylcysteine oxidase activity. The record is from RefSeq and is a predicted model, not a curated record. The coding region runs from base 227 to 1999 and encodes 590 amino acids. Gene Ontology annotation, biological process: prenylcysteine catabolic process; prenylated protein catabolic process.
AAAAUAAAGCUGCGACAAAUGCAGCUUGUGUUACACCGCGGCUUUCCCUUGGAACGACUGGUCCGAAUUUCAAUGUCAGAUAACCCAAUAAAUAGAGAAGUGUUUCCUUCCUCCAUCUAUUUCUCAUACCUUCAAGUUCAUCAAGUGCUCUUGCUUCUUCGCUUCAACCGAUUCGUGUAAACGAAGGCAACACAAACCUACCUACCGCCACGUUCCCAAACACAGCAUGAGACUGCCAUGCGAUUUGCAGUCCGCCGCUGCGGCGCUGCUUCUGUUUACAUCGCCAGCUCUUGCCCGCAGAAUCCCCGUUGCGAUCGAGGGAGACAACCUCGAAUCUAGAGACACACCGGUGCGACAGGUCGCCGUCAUCGGAGCUGGGGCAGCCGGGUCUUCCGCCGCCUACCACUUGCGCAAGUAUGCCGAACAAUACAACGUCGGUGUCAACAUCACCAUCUUCGAAAAGACAGAUCAUAUUGGUGGACGGACUCUCACCAUCAACCCCUAUGAUGACCCCUCGCUUCGACUUGAACUGGGAGCCAGCAUCUUCAUCGAGAAGAACUACAUCCUCAACAAGUCGGUGGAGGAGUUUGGCUUACGAAAGAAGGAUCCUGAUGUAGGCUCCGACCCUAAAAUGGGAAUCUGGGACGGCGAGAAGUUUCUCUUUGAGAUUGACACGAGCAGCAGCUGGAUAUCCCAGCUCUGGCACAUCGUCUGGCAGUACGGCGUUCGGACCCCUAAGCGGACAAAUGAUCUCGUUCAGGAGACUGUUUCCAAAUUCUUGCGCAUGUACGAAGAACCGUACUUUCCAUUCAAAUCUCUGACACAACGCGCAUAUGAUCUUGGCUUGACCUCUGUUACGGGGGCGACUGGCGAGGAGUUCUUGAAAACGAAUGAUAUUUAUGGUGCCUAUGCCCACGACAUCAUUCAAGCCAGCACCCGGGUCAACUACGCCUCCAAUAUUGGACGCCUCCAUGGACUCGAUACCAUGGUUGCGAUGGCGCCCGCAGGCUCGACAGCUGUUCAAGGUGGCAACUGGCAAAUAUUCCAGAAGAUGGUUGAGAGUUCGGGGGCCACCAUCAUGCUCAACACCUCGGUGUCAUCUAUCGCUUUCGCGAAAACCGGAAACGAAACCACCACUUCCGCCAGGUACAGCCUCCGAGCUAUUCAUUCAUCAUCUCAGGAGGACACAGCCUAUCCAGUGGAGUUCGACAAUGUCAUCCUCGCCAAUCCGUACCAAUUCAGCAACAUCAAAAUCGCGGAUGGUGUGCUGGAAACCCACAUUGAUGAGAUACCUUAUGUGCAGCUUCAUGUCACCAUUUUCACCUCGCCCUUCCGCUACAGCCCCGGAUUCUUUGGUCUGGAGAAUCCCAAAGCUCUCCCCGGAACAGUGCUAACAACACUCGGCAAGAAUGAUAACGCGACAUCGGGAGUGGAAGGCGCGGGAAGCGCUGGCUUCUUUAGCAUCAGCAUGUUGCGUAAGCUGGUGAACCCCAAGACCCAGAAGGAGGAGUACGCCUACAAGAUCUUUUCUCCUGAGAAGGUCACUCCCGAGUUUCUCCGCCGUCUCUUUGGUGUCAAGGUCCCAGAGACGUUUGUCGCCGAGCCAAAGGACCAGUCAAGUGCUGAAGUCGGCCCCAUUUCGUGGUACUAUCCCCAUGUGUUCUACUCGUAUCCCAAGGCCGAGCCUCGCGUAACAUUCCAGGACCCCAUUGUUGGAACCGGCCUUUACUACACCUCUGGUAUGGAGAGCUUCAUCUCGACCAUGGAGACCAACGCUUUGAUGGGCAAAAACGUGGCGAGACUGAUUGUGGACGACAUGAGGGGAGUAGAGAGUGGAGGUGUCCAGAGUGGUGAUGGUAGCCUGGCGCCAGGCCAACAGCUCAAGAUGACUUGUGACAGAGCAGGAAGAGGCGCUGGUAGGGGAGGAGUGCGGAAGGCGGGUGAAGUUCCCAAGACACGGCCUACCGAGUUGCCCGAGAUGCCGCUGGUGGACCUUUAACCCAUCCCUUCGGGGUUUACACAGGAGUCCAGGCGCCUCCUGUGUUGCUGGGGCUUUCGGUUGUUUCUUGCUUUCCGGCGUUUGUCCUUGAUUAUUUAUGAUAGAUGAAGAGCGAAUCACAUACCAUUCUAGACUUGUCGUCAUCGGCCUAGAUCUCUACGGCUUGUGCUCAUUGGAAUCUCCUGGCAUCAACGAGACGGCACAAGCGUCGUUCAUGUUAGAUGGUGGUGAGUGACGGUCCUUAACAGAGAAUGGCGGCCUUUACGCUGCAAAAUGUUAGGGUGUUAACAGUUGGACGCCUCCCUU